UGGAUUUCGCGCGAAAUUGACGCAUUUUCUUCGCGCCCGAAACAGCGGACUCCGGGAAAGUGUUACGAGUAGAACAGUCGGUGAGUCAUGAUAAAUAUGUAUUUUAUGAACGUCAAUUUUGCAUAAAAUAUCAACAUUAAAAUGUUAUCAUGCAACACCAAGUAAAAUUUCAUACUAGAGCGCGAGGAGGACACAAGCAGUCUUCCCUGUACACAAUGCAUAGCUAGCUAGCUGCUGAUGUUAGCUAACUUGCUCUCACUCUGCUACCUCUCGCAUUCAUUGUUAUGCAGAGAACAUUCCACCAUGGGAAUUCACGGGCUUGCAAAGUUGAUUGCAGACCAGGCACCAUCUGCCAUAAAAGAACAAGACAUCAAGAACUACUUUGGUAACCACCUAAAAUUACUGUUAUUUUUGUUGGCAACCAAGCUUUCUCGUCAAGCAGUGGUUGUUUGGAGUGUAUCGUGCCAUUGCAAUGUUGUCAUGUUCUCUUGACUACUUUAGGGCGGAAGAUUGCAAUAGACGCCUCCAUGUGUAUGUAUCAAUUCCUUGUCGCCGUCAGACAGGAUGGAAAUGUGCUGCAAAACGAGGAUGGAGAGACCACAAGGUAGGUAGUUAGCUACAUGUUCCCGCAUGCCUACUGAUCUACUCGUGCAUGUGUGCGAUAUAUAACGUUAACAAAGUCUAACCCCAUUCUAAUAUGGUAUUUUCAGUCAGUUUUGUCAUGUGAAUUCUCUUGCAUCCUCAGCCAUCUCAUGGGCAUGUUCUACCGGACCAUCCGCAUGCUUGAGCACGGGAUCAAGCCUGUCUAUGUGUUUGAUGGCAAGCCCCCACAGCUGAAGUCAGGAGAGGUGAGACAGGCUGGGGUCACAUUAGCCCCUAUGAAUCCGAGUGUGGACUGGACAAGCCUCCACUCUUGUCUCUAACUUUAAGAUACACAUUUUUUCAAACAGUCCCUUUACAAUUCAGAAUGUAGAAUAAACUUCAUUUUAACUUACUCUGUAUCAAUGACUGUAUGAUAAAAGGUUAGUCAACAUGUAUUUACUCAAAUGUUUAACAAUGUGUCAAUCACUGUCUGUCUCUGUCUGUGUGUGUGGUUCUAGCUGGAGAAGAGAGGUGAGAGGAGAGCAGAGGCUGAGAAACUGCUGGCCCAGGCCCAGGAAGCAGGUAGAGCAAAUCACCCACACCAAACAAACAUUGAUUUACAUAAUGUUUGCAUGCAUACAGAAAUUACACCAUGGCGUUGUGUGUAAUGACUACCUAUUUUCCUAUUCACCACUAGGGGAGCAGGAGAACAUUGAUAAGUUCAGUAAACGUCUGGUGAAAGUCACCCGGCAGCACAAUGACGAGUGCAAGAAGCUGCUCACCCUGAUGGGGGUGCCAUACAUCGAGGUUUGUCCAGAUCUCUGUUCAGUUCCUUUCCUUAGCCAAGCAUAAACAGUUAAAUCUCAUGUGAAUGUAGUUGGUUACACCUAUGUCCAUUCUAGGGCUGACACCAAUUAGUCGACUGGUCGAUCGUUUGGCCGAUAGGCUGUUGGUCGACAGAUUAAUUUUUUUGUCGAGCAGUAGCAAAUAAUAUAUAUUUGUAUUUGCGCCAAUCUCAGUGAACUAAUCCGUCGCGAGGCCUAGACUAAAAGCCAAUUUAUGCUUGAGCUGAAAAUGUGGUCGGUGGCUCCAUAUGGAGGGUGUGAUGCAAUUGCGGAGCCUCCAGAGGCAUGCAGAGGCCAACUCGAGCUCUGUACCGCAUCGCCAUGCGCCUCCCAAAUGUUGUAACAAUGUAGAGAGCACUGUAUAGCUCCGCAUUGACAUGAUUGGUUGAUGGUAGGUGAGGGCGGUACAUCCUGUAUAAACACAAACUCACUUCCUUCACAACUGCUCUGCACUGAAUGCCCUGACUUUUGCAGAGGCCCUAUCACCGUAAAGGCUGCAUGGCCAAUGCAGAUGUCAGAUUGACCAUGCAGCACCCACAUACACAAUGCACUUCUCUCUCCAGAAUGCACUUCUCUCUCCAGAAUGCACUUCUCUCCCCAGAAUGCACUUCUCUCCCGCCAAUUUGUGCACAUUAAUUGUUUCAUAACUUCAUUUUGUGAAUUGUUGGCGUUUGAUUGUUAGUGUAUAUCAAUUCCCCAUUACAUAUAUCACUAGUAGUACAUUUACCGUUAAUUCCUAUAAUUUCUCAUCUGCAAUGUUUGUUUGGUUACGGUAAUUUCUGUUAAUAUAUUAUUAUUCCAUUUACCGUUCUCGUUGUCGGAGUGGACACAUUGUUUGAAGAGCGCACAACCUAUGCUACACUUGUGAGAAACAAUUUUAGGUUUAUUUAAUUCCAUUUAAGAGUUUUGUCAAUUCAAUUAAGUCAUUGUCUUUUGUUUGGAGUGCUGUCAACGUUGUGUAAGGACGCGCACCCGAUUAUGCUUAGAAGUAGGCCUAUAUGCUACCUGUUCUGUGAAGUAGGCCUAUAUGCUACCUGUUCUGUGAAGUAGGCCUAUAUGCUACCUGUUCUGUGUGCAAAAGUAGGCGUAAAUGUGCCCAUUUGGGGAUCUGAUAGUAUUUCUGUUUGGCUUAACACAACACAACUAAUGAGCUGUGGAGCUUCUCAAAGUAAUGUUUUCUUCAACUCAAACCGCAAGUGAACAAAGUCUGUUUUUACAUCCAUUGAGAAUGACCAUAGUUCCUCAAUGUAGGCGGCAGGUAGCUUAGUGGUUAAGAGCGUAGUGCCAGUAACCGAAAGGUCGCUGGUUCUAAUCCCCGAGCCGACUAGGUGAAAAAUCUGUCAAUGUGCCCUUGAGCAAAGCACUUAACCCUAAUUACUCCUGUAAAUCGCUCUGGAUAAGAGCGUCUGCUAAAUGACAAAAAAUGUAAAAUGUAGUUGAAAAAUCUUUCCAGCUCUCCCUUAGGAUAACCACUCAGCGUGAAAGAGAAAAAUGUCAUGCUCUGAUCCAGUGGAAAUGUCAUAAAAUAGGCCUACCUGAUUACUUCUUAUCAGUGCUUGACUUGGACUGAAAUAGGUUCCUGUACUCAUUUUGGGUGCUGGUACUGCUUAUGUAGGUGCAGGAGCUCCACAAUACUUUUGAGCUAGUAUUCUAUAAGAGGAACAGGGGCUCAAUCAGUAGAACAUUUGAGGUGUCGGUACUCAGCUCCGGUGAGCUCCUGUCCAAGUCCAAGCACUGCUUCUUAUCCCUUGCGCAACUAGCCUACAGCUGUGUCUGUCCCGAGCUCACUGGCACAGGAAACUCUUGAGGGCCCAGAAUAUUUCAUACAAUGUUGCAAGUUCGCUUGUGCAAGCUUUGUCGGACCCAACUUAAUUGAUACAAUGUUUCAAGUUCGUUGCAGACAGGCCAUGCGUAGCCAAUGUGAUUUAUAGUAUAUUUAUUUUUAUCAGGAUAUUUUCUACCUGCAGGCUGCAGUUUCUAUUUGUUUGGCUUUAUGUAGGCUAUUUUUACAUAAUUGGCAAUGACAAUAGAAGUUACUUUUUAGGUUUGUAUCACUUUCAUUUAGAUAGAAUUGAUUAACCACAUGACAAUGAUUUAGAGAUAUUAAGACAUUAUUAUAAAUUAAAUGAAACUGUUCCACGAAAAUGUGCAUAUGAAAACCAUAACUGGCACGCAGAUCGGUAGAAAUGGUAAGAUAAAUUGGCAUUCCACAUGAGAAUGGUUGCAGACUCCUUGUGUAGCCUAUUACCAGGAACUUCAGGAGAGUAAUGGCAGAAUCUGUGAAAGCCAGCAGGAGCGGGAGGAGAAUAGUUCGGUCAGGUUUUUUUUCCUUCUGGUUAUCUAGAUCUCUGGCGCCCUCUUGAGGCAUUUGUCUUAUUUCAUCAAACCCUAAUCUUAAAGCAUCAGACAAGCUCAAUGCAUAUAGUUGAAUUUAUUAAAACACAUAGGGUGUGUCUAUAUAUGGAAAAAUACACGUUUAAACAUUUCCAACAAUCAAUUGGUCGAAAGAACAGCCUUUCGGUCAACCAAUUUUUUAUUUAUUUUUUCACGGACAGCCCGAGUCCAUUCGUUCUGUUUUGAAUGUAUCUUAUCUGGGGUCUAUCUUCCAUCUCACCCACUAGGCUCCAUGUGAGGCAGAGGCGAGCUGCGCUGCUCUGGUUAAGGCUGGGAAGGUGUUUGCCACAGCAACAGAGGAUAUGGACGGUCUGACUUUUGGAACAGGCGUCCUACUAAGGCACCUCACCGCCAGCGAAGCAAAGUACUACUGCAGUUUCUAUACUACCUUAAUCAUUACCCAUCUUUCCUCCCAUUAUACAGUAUGUGCAGCAUCACAGCCAUACAGUUUGUGACUCUAUUUUAACAGUAGAAGAAGCGGUGUAUGUUAUUGGAUUCGGCGUGUGCUGGAUAUUCGUUUUUUGAGGUUUCUUAAAACAUUUCUGUUUCUCUAUCCUAGAAAGCUUCCUAUCCAGGAGUUCCAGUUCACUCGCCUUCUGCAGGACAUUAAUCUGACCCAUGAGCAGGUAUCUCCAAACAUACCCCCCCCUGUCUUCUGUUGUCAAGAACUGUCAGUGUUUUGUCAUUUUAAUGUGAUGAUGUGACAUCCGAGCAUGACCUUUUGAUUGUAAGUGUCUUCUAUCCCAGUCACUCUCCCCUCUGUAUUGCCUCUGUCUCAGUUCAUUGACCUGUGCAUACUGCUGGGCUGUGACUACUGUGGUACCAUCAAGGGAAUCGGGCCCAAGAGAGCCAUCGACUUGAUCAGACAACACGGCUCCAUCGAGGAGAUUCUGGAGAACAUCGACCCGUCUGUGAGUUCACCUGCUGUAGCUAAAUAGUGUUCCAGUGUUACAUUCUCUGUUGUUAUGACUUGCUCCUCUUCAGCGCACACAUUCACGACACUCCCACAUUACUAACAGUCCUUAGUUUAAUUUCAAAACAAUGACGCAGCAGUUCUCCCAGUCCCAGAAGUCAAUCUGAGUGUCUGUCUCCUUGGCCCCUUGCAGAAGCACCCUGCCCCAGAGGACUGGCUGUAUAAGGAGGCCAGAGGUCUGUUCCUGCAGCCUGACGUGGUGGACUGCUCCACCGUAGACCUCAAAUGGAGCGAGCCUGACGAGGACGCCCUCAUCCAGUUCAUGUGUGCAGAGAAACAGUUCAGGUGACUGAUUCGAUGAUUGAUAGUAUGAACAAUUAACCUCAUUGGCCCCAUUUUUACAUGGCAUAAGAGUAACACCUGUGUCAAACAGAGCUUUAAUACUCUUAACUCAAUGAUUUAUGUGAGUUUAGAAUGGCAGGGGCGAAUCUUAAUUUCUCCCAUUGAGGUCAAUGCAUGACUAAGGGGACAUUUGACUUAAGUGGAAGUUGGGAUUUGCCCCAAAUGGUGUAAAUGGUGGAAUAGAUACUUCAGUCACACUUCUGUUUUCUAAAUCAGAGACUAGCACUGCUUUUUCACUGUUGAAAUGUUAACAUUUACAUUGUGGCAGAUGCUAUUAUCCUGAGCGACUUACAGGAGCAAUUAGGGUUAAGUGCCUUGCUCAAGUACUAGUAUGAAAUACUGGGGGGCCAGUAUGAAAAAUAUAAUGUAUGCACUCACUAACUGUAAGUCGCUCUGGAUAAGAGCGUCUGCUAAAUGACUAAAAUGUAAAUGUACUACUGCAGAUUGUUAACCUAGUUGGCCCAGUGAUUCGAAGCCGCAACCUUUCGGUUACUGGCCCAACGCCCUUAACCGCUAGGCUAUCUGCCACCCCAAUCUCACACCACAUGAUGUUAUGUCAUGGUUGGUAUGAGUGAUGAAGUUUGACAUCCUGUGAGAUGUGUGUGUGUGAUGUGUUUUCAGUGAGGACCGCAUCAAGAACGGCUGUAAGAAGAUUAUGAAGAGCCGACAGGGCAGCACACAGGGACGACUGGACUCCUUCUUCACCAUCACCGGGUCUCUGUCAUCAAAGCGCAAGGUGCUUAGGACACUACAUCACAUACUUGACAGCAUGGUACACAUAUGGGCUUCAGAGAGAGAGAGAAGUGUGUGUGUGGCGCUAUAAACCUGUAGGAAGGACAAAUUAAGCUUAAUGACAAUUGUGUUAGCUUUAAAGCACACAGUACAGUUGUCUAUCAUCUAAGAUGAAGGGGGGUAUGGAACGUGGCAAUCCCACGUGUUAUACAUUGAAGAGGGGGGGGGGGGGGAGAAUCACUUGGGUGCCAAUAUGUACAGUAUGUCUUAUAUAAUAGAUAAGCUUGCCAAGAAAACUCAGUAGAGAGGAGAGUGCUGAUCUGAACCAGAUGUUCCUUGACUAUAUAAGUUAAAAUGUAUUUAUGUCUAAGAGAGUCCAAUGCUGGCUGCGUCCAGAAAAGGUCUCCCCUGCGCAGGUCGCUAUUGAAUAAGCCCUGGGGAAUUAUUAACAGUUUUCUCGACUACAAGAGCUGAUUUUUUUUUUCUACAACGCCUGUACAUUCGAAACAGUUGACAGUUCGGUUUAUUACAGAUUGUCUUUAGAGAAAAACAAACAAACAUGAAGUCUCUUGACCAUACUGUAUCCAUGUUAAAAUAAUCCUCUCUACUUCCUCCUUAUUUAGGAACCUGAGAUAAAGGGAUCUGCUAAGAAGAAACAGAAGACCGGUGCAACCCCAGGCAAAUUUAAGAAGGGUAAAUAGACUUCAAACAGGAAGUGAAGCAAGAAAAGCAGAAGUUAGUGCAGGAGUGUAUGAAUCACUUAGCUACGAUUAGUUACUACAAUUAUAGUGCAUCUGACCAUGUCUGUUUUUUUUCAUGUUGAGCUCGAAUUGAACUAGUCAAGUUUUAUUAAUGUUAUUUUUUUGUUGUUGAAUAAAAUAAAUAAUGGAUUUUGGCUUGUGAUUUAAAAACAAAAACAAAUUAAAUCGUACAUGCAUUCCCAUUCAAGUCUGAGAGCUAGGAGAGAGGGAGAUGCUUCUAUUGCUGACACCUUUGUUUGUUGCAUUUAUUGUUGUUGCAUUAUAGAUAUGACUGAAACAAAAUGUGCAAGAGUAGAGUCUUUAGAAAGGGGAAAUGUUUUUAUAGCACAUUCAUUUGCAUACUUGCAUAGACAUUUAAAGCAUCCUGUUAAAUAAAUACUGUAGUUUAUAUAUUAUGCAUAUAAUUAGAAAAUACACUACUUGCUUUUGAAAAUGAAAAUAAUUUAAGCAAACCAUUUUGUGCACUUAUUAGGAAUAUGAAGUCAUCACUAUCGUGACACUUGUCCCAUUUGAAUUGCAACUCUUCAGUUUGUCAGAACCCGCUACAGGUGUGAGAUAGGAUCUCCUUUCCUGUGAUCGGGGGGCCAGUAUUAAAAAAAAUAUGUAUUCACUAACUGGAAGUCGCUCUGGAUAAGAGCGUCUGCUAAUGACGUAAAUGUAAUAAAUGAUCGGUUUUCAAGAUUGGAAGGCAAGUGUCGACUUCUUAUCUAUCUUAUCUUUUCAUUUUAAUGUUCAGACUAAAUGAAAUGUUAUUACUAGUAAUGAUUUAAAAUGUUCAAAGUGCUGCUCUUGGUUCAUGUAUUAACUUCACAACUGAAAGACAUACAGUAUGUGAUGUUGGGAUUUAAGGUUCAGUGUAAUACAUUUGACAUUGUAGUUAUUUAGCAGGCACUCUUAUCCAGAGGGACUUACAGAUAGUGCAUUCAUCUUAAGAUGGGUCGGACAACCACAUAUCACAUUCAUAGUACGGUAAGUAUAUUGUUCCUUAAAGCAGCUAUCAGCAAAGUCAGUGCUAUAAGGGGUGGGGUGGGGGGGGGGCAGGGACUCUACCUUCUGAAAAGGUAGGUUUUCGGAAGAUGGGCAGGGACUCUGCUGUCCUCGCUUCAGGGGGAAGCUGGUUCCACCAUUGGGGUGUCAGGACAGAGAAGAGCUUGGACUGAGCUGAGUGGGAACUGUCCUCCCGUAGGGGUGGGAGGACGGAGUGCUCGGGUGUAGGGUUUCAGCCUGAAGGUAGGAAUGGGGCAAUGUGUUGUGUGAGUUGCUACACUAAAAGUGUGUGCGUUUGUCCUGUUUCAGGUUCAUCAGUUGUGUGGGAGUUCUCACAUGGCUUGUCCUGAGAACAUGAUUUUUCAUACAAUGUCCCCCCCCCCCCCCCCCCCCCCCCCCCCCCCCCCACACACAUUAACUGCAAUUAAUGUUAUUAUCCCACAAUGAAAAACGUAUCGUGUAUAAUUGUUUCAUUUCUGACAGUAAUGAAAUGUAUAGGCCAUAUAAAGCUGUUGAAUCAGUGGCUAACACACACUUUCCAUUAAACAUCAGUCAGUGGACAGCUGGGGUCCAUUUCAUUUGAAACUGGUGAAACAUGGCUAAGGCCACCUCUGCAAUGUUUCAAGUGACUGAAACAAAUUGUGCAACAUUAGAAGGUUCAUUAGAAAAUGGAAAUGUUCUUAACACUUAUUUUUACAGUGUUUUCACAACUGAUGAGGACACCCAGUACAUAGACUAUUCAAGCAUCCUGUUAAAUAAAUACUGUAGUAUUCUUUUAAAUUAAUUUCUAACACUUAUUACGAAGUACGUCACUGAUGAGAUGUGAGAUGUGUCACAUAAAUUUCAGCAUUUUAGUUUGUCAGACCACACUAUGGGUGUGUGAUAGUCUCUCCUGUGGACCGUUUACAUCAUUGGAAGGCAAGUGUCGACUUCUUCACUAUCUUAUCUUUACAUUUUAAUGUUCAGAUUACAUUUAGGAAAUUAAUUACAAGUAAUGAGAUUCAAAAUGUUCAAUGUACGGCUGUUAGUUCAUGUAUUAGCUUCACAACUGAAAUACCUAUGUGAUGUUGGGACUAAAGCUUACAUGCGAUAUCAGUAUGUGUCAUGUGAGUUACUAUACCAAUGUGUUGUGUGAGUUAAGCUACUCUACCAGUAAGUGUGUGUUUGUCCUGUUUCAGGUGAUCAGUAGUGUGUGAGUUUUCACAUGGCUUGUCCUGAGAACAUGUUUUUUCUCAUUGGCCUCUUUAUGUCAGGUGAGUCUUCCACACAGCAACAACUAGUUAUGAAUCAGACAGAGGAAUAAGCACAAGUCAUGAUAUUUCAUGGUAUGAGCUAUAUUCCCAUCUGUCUCAAUGUGUAGAAAAGUGUACAGUUGACUCCUGAUAAUGUAGAGGGUUCUUUGCACAGUGCUGAUAUUCUCUUAUUCUUAAACAAACUUUAAACUUUAGAAAAUGACACAGACACUGAGUAUAUGUAAAAUAUCUUUAGUUAUGCAAUUGUAGGCAGACGUUAAUAUUGAGUCAACAGCGAAAUGUAGCUCUUCAUAAGUUCUGCAAAGUGUCCAAAACAAUCUCUGCUUUUCGUACAUGCACGCCCUUCCCUGGCAGAUCAGGAGCCACCUUGUUUUCUUCUUGUGGCUAUGUGUAAGCAACGAGAAAUUGAAACAAUACAGGUCUCUGUUCCUCAAGUUUAUCUCUAUCCCAUGUCCUUGACUACACGCCCAGACCAGCUGCAGGGAGCUGGAGGGAACCAUCCUUACGAAAAGCACAGCAUUGGUAGUUAAGAAAUGUCUCUGCUAUUGUUAAGCAUAUUAAUUGUUAACUAUUAAUAUUAAACAAAUCAGGUAAAUACGUGAUCUUUCUCUCACAGCAUAAUAGAUAAUAUAUUCCCCAUUAAUAAGUAUAGUUUAAUAGUCUGGAUUCAAUGCUGGAUGAAUGCUCCAGUUUAGGGCAUGGAGUCACGACAUCAGGAAUCACCUGUACAUUGAAAUGAGUUCAUAUUUUUUGCUGAAGAGGGAGAAAAUUAGGAGAGAGUGACUGUACUGAAAAGAUCACAUAACCUCCCUGAUGUUGUCCUUUAUGUUGCAGGUGUUUUGGCCUGUUUUGGCCAACGAGGUUUGAUCGCCACAAUGCCAGUUAGACUGGAUGUACUGACUGGCUCCUGUGUGCAAAUCCCAUGUGCAUUUGAUAUUCCUGACCAAAAUGACUAUAAAUUUAACAGCACAAUACUUACCUUUGGAGUGUGGAUUAAAGAAUCACCACAGUUUGCUCAGAGUCCGGACAAUGUUGUAUUUAACAGUAGUAAGAAGGUCAACAGAUAUCAAGGGAAGAUAACUGAAAACAUGUCCCAGAAGAACUGCACCACAGUCUUCUUCAAUGUAAACUGCAGUUACUCUGAUAAAUACUUUUUCAGGAUUGAAAGUCAACCAUACCGUGCAACAGACAUUGAAAAGUCUGUUAAUAUAGAUUUCAGGGGUAAGAGACAAUUUAACUGUUUACCAACUAUUUUAUCCAGUUUAGAUUCCUUGCAUCAAAGAUAAGAGUUGAACUAAUGGACAGUUGAGCUAUUAGUGUAAAAUAUCUUUAUUUUUAAUGUAUUACAGAUUUUCCUCCCAGCCCCAUCAUUACUGUCUCAGGUGAGGUGAAGGAAGGGACCCCUGUCAGUUUGAACUGCUCUGCUGUCGCUCCCUGUCCCGAACACCCCCCUGAGCUGAUAUGGACUCUCCCAACACAGUUCACACCUGAGAACCAACUGCAGGAGAAUCCAGACCAAACCAAAUCAGUUCUCUCCACGGUGACCUUCACUCCGUCAUACCUUCAUCAUGAGAAGAACAUCACUUGUACUGCAGUCUACCCAGUAGGGACAAGCAACAAGACAGCUGAACAUACCAUGAUGCUUAACGUUUCAUGUAAGAUUUAGUUACAAUUUCCUGUAGAAUAGAUAAUUCUAUCAUGUUUUCACUGAUGAUUGUCAUAGAGUGGUUUUGAUUAGACUAUUCAAUAUACCACAUCCAGAUACAUUCUAAAUGAACCCUUCUCCCUCAGUCUCUCCUAAGGACACCUCAGCCUCCAUCAGUCCAGCUGAUCCAGUAUUAGUGGGCAGCUGUGUUAAUCUGACCUGCAGCAGUACAGCCAACCCUCCUGUGACAAACUUCACCUGGUUCCAGAUCAGUGGGGGUAAACCAACACAGGUAGCAUCUGGACAGAGUUAUACCCUCAAUGUGACUGUUGGUGAUGGAGGACUGUACUACUGUGAAGCAAGAAAUAGUCACGGCCGUGGGAAGUCAAAGGAAGUGUGGCUGGCUGUUAAAGGUAAAACGCAUGUGUCGGGCACAAUCUUAGAUUAGACAUACGCUAUAUCUACGAAAGUAUGUGGACACCCCUUCAAGUUAGUUGAUUUGGCUAUUUCAGCCACACCCGUUGCUGACAGGUGUAGAAAAUCGAGCACACUGUCAUGCAAUCUCCAUAGACAGUAGAAUGGCCUUACUGAAGAGCUCAUUGUCUUUCAACGUGUGCCACGUGUGUCAUAGGAUGCCAACUUUCCAACAAGUCAAAUUGUCACAUUUCUGCCCUGCUAGAGCUAACUCGGUCAACUGUAAGUGCUGUUAUUGUGAAGUGGAAUCUUCUAGGAGCAACAACAUCUCAGCCGCGAAGCGAUAAGCCACACAAGCUCAGAGAACAGGACAGCUGAGUACUGAAGCACAUAGUUCGUAAAUAUCAUCUGACCUCAGUUGCAACAUUCACUACCGUGUUCCAAACUGCCUCUGGAAGCAACGUCAGCACUAGAACUGUUUGUCGGGAGCUUCAUGAAAUGGGUUUCCAUGGCCGAGCAGCCACACACAAGCCGAAGAUCAACAAGCGCAAUGCCAAGAAUCGUCUGGAGUGGUGUAAGGCUUAGCUCAAUUGGACUCUGGAGAAUAGGAAACCGGUUCUCUGGAGUGAUGAAUCCCGCUUCACCAUCUGGCAGUCCGACGGACAAAUGUGGGUUUGACGGAUGCCAGGAGAACGCUACCUUCCCCAACGCAUAGGUCCAACUGUAAAGUUUGGUGGAGGAGGAAUAAUGGUCUGGAGCUGAUUUUCAUGGUUCGGGCUAGAACCCUUAGUUCCAGUGAAGGAACAUCUUAAUGCCACAGUGGAGGCUGUUAUAACAGCAAAGGGGGGACCAACUCCAUAUUAAUGCCAAUGAUUUUGGAAUAAGAUGUUUGAUGAGCAGGUGUUCACAUACUUUUGUUCAUGUAGUGUACUUUAGAGAUCUUUUAGUUAGAAAUGACCAUAAUAUGUGUUGUAUUUUCAGGGCAAGAAGAGCCUAUUAACCCAAUGGUUUUUGGCGUUGCAGCAGGAACUCUGGGGGCCUUUUUUCUUAUCAGCCUGAUCAGUCUUUUUGGAUGGUAAAAACUAUUCCUGGCAUCAAUGCAAAACUAUUUAUUUAUGUUGUGUUUGUGCUUUUGCAUAUGAAAACCCUCUCAGUGCAUUCAGAAUACCUUUCUAAAUGUCUUCCAGGAGGAGAAACUCUAGGCUCCCCGAUGGACUUGAAAGGACGGACAAUCCACAGGGACAGGUGGGUAUAAGGCUCAACUUUCAUAACACAUCUACAAAGUGUAUCUAAGGAAGUACUGAAUUAAUGAUGAAACUCUCCAAAGCCAUGAGGUUAACAUCAUUUUAGAGGAAGUUCACGGGGAGAUGACCACACUGAAAACAGUGCCACAUCCUUUACGAACAUCAAAUGAUAACAGAAUAGCUGUUGGACUUUGACAGUGUUUACUUUAGACUGGAGCUCAUUUGUUGUCAAAAUGUAAUUAUUUUCUUCUGUCAGUUUAAUUGACAUUGUCAUUGACAUCCCCUCAGUAUGUGUUGUGUAACCUGCUGACUUUAGAGUUUUACAAAUGACUGAGCUUAGAACUUUACACCUGUUCCUCUCUCUGUGUUCUCUCCACAGAACUCCCCGGUUGGGACGGUGUGUGUUAACCAGACCACAGCCGGAGAGAAACCAGAGGAACCUGCAGAAGACCAGCCUGAAGAGAUCCACUAUGGUGACAUAGACUUCUCCAAACUACGGCCCAAAGAGACCCCAGCUGCAGCCCAGGACAGGAACAGGGUCCAGGGGCAGGAGAGUGAGUACGCUGAAGUCAAUGUGACCAGGAGAGGGCCCCAGGAACCACACCUUAACUACAUAGAUGGGCUU
Molecule: messenger RNA, 12797 nt
Organism: Coregonus sp. 'balchen'
Lineage: Eukaryota; Metazoa; Chordata; Actinopteri; Salmoniformes; Salmonidae
Source: the annotation of a GenBank genome assembly